This is a messenger RNA of Sinocyclocheilus anshuiensis, 845 nucleotides long. RefSeq names its product cullin-9-like. The transcript is spliced from 6 exons. Lineage: Eukaryota; Metazoa; Chordata; Actinopteri; Cypriniformes; Cyprinidae. The record is from RefSeq and is a predicted model, not a curated record. The coding region runs from base 82 to 705 and encodes 207 amino acids.
AGAUGCACAUUUCAUAACCAAGCCAAGGACUUUGCAAUCAAUCUGGAGAACAAGGUGUUUUCUAUAAACGAAGCUUUACAGAUGAAGUCUUUGACGUUUGUGAUCGACGCCUGCAAGAUUCUUGCCCAAGCUCGAAAGGUGCUGGCAUACUCGUGUGUUUACAGCUAUUACAACCAGGACACUGAGAAGAUGGAUGUGAUGGAGCAACAGACCGAAGCUCUGGACCUUCAUACUAACGCUCUGCAGAUCCUGCUUGAGGAGACGCUGCUGCAGUGCACUGAUCUUGCAUCCUGUGUCCGACUCCUAAAACCCGAACACCUAAACACUGGCCUGGAGCUCAUUCGCCGAAUUCAGGAGCGUCUUGUGGCCAUCCUCCAGCACUCCACUCAGGACUUCCGUGUAGGAUAUCAGUCCAAGACUGGGCCAGACCAGGAGACAGCACAGGCUUCUAAUCUGGCUAACCACGCAGAUGCCAACAAAGAGUCCAAAUCUGAUGGAGGCUCUGAGUCUGGAGACUCUGACAACAACAACAACUACGCCGGCGAGGACCCUGGCGAUGAAGCAGAGGAGGAUGACGAGUAUGACGAUGAAUACGUUCCAGAAUGGCACGAGGAUUACGAUGAGGAAGACAUAGAUGACGAUGACUUUUUUUCUGAUGAUGAUGAAUCUGAAAACUUGGAGAGGGACUUCAGCCCUUUUGACUAAAUGACCCUGAGACUAAUGCUUACACAAUGCUAACACGAUGUCUACCAAUGUAAAAGUAGACACUACAAAUUCCACACCCAUACAAGAAAGAAAAAAGUGACACAAAUUUCUUGUGAGAAUCCAGAGUUUGGAGUAAGUUU